UCCACAGGCUUAGCCAAUGCAAGCCAAACCGAGCGGUCUUCCCAGUAUACCGGUCUUCCGCCGCUUCCGCCCUUUAAAACGAAUAGCACCGGUGUGGUAUUCGUUUGCAAAUACUUAAUAAGUUGUGGAGCGGCUUGUGACAUUAUGAAAGCUGAGGACAAGAACUGCAUGCGCAGACUGGCUGCAAAAUUCAAUAGCCUCUCCAGACCAGACGGUUCUGUAGUGCUCUCACGUGGUGAAACAGUCGUGCAAGCUGGAGUCUACGGCCCGAUUGAAGUCCGGCAAAAUAGAGAAGUACCUGAGAAAGCAACCGUCGAAGUCUUCUUUCGGAAUAAGAGUGGACGUCAAAGCUGUGCAGAUCGUCUUCAGGAGAAGGUCAUCCGCAGUGCAAUGGAGACUGUGAUGCUGGUAGCCUUGCACCCGCGGUCAUCAAUAUCAGUCACUCUCCAAGAGCUGCAUAAUGAUGGCGGUAUGCUUGCAUCUUGUAUCAACGCUGCAUAUCUCUGUGCCAUGGAUGCUGCCAUAGCCACAAGAUGCCAAGUUGCAGCUGUACAUGCAGCUGUCAUGCCUGAUGGGACUGUACAAUUGGAUCCUACCUUGGAUCAGGAGAAGGAAGCAGCAGCAUGUUGUACAAUUGCAUUUGAAAAUCAAGAGUUAGAAGUCAUCUCUGUGCAUACUGAGGGACAGAUCUCUGUGGACACGUUGAGCAAGUGCAUGCAGGUGUGUAGUGCCGCUGUGGAAGAAGUGUUUCAGUUCUACAGGGAGGCUAUGGCAACGAGGUACAACAGAUACCUCCCACCGGAAUCGGAUGAGUGACUUUCCAGACAACUCACGAAAUAAAUGAGACUGUUACAAAGCA
Molecule: messenger RNA, 859 nt
Organism: Ornithodoros turicata
Lineage: Eukaryota; Metazoa; Arthropoda; Arachnida; Ixodida; Argasidae
Gene: Rrp46
Product: exosome complex component RRP46-like
Exons: 5
Coding region: 145-816 (223 amino acids)
Biological process (GO): nuclear mRNA surveillance; rRNA catabolic process; poly(A)-dependent snoRNA 3'-end processing
Cellular component (GO): cytoplasmic exosome (RNase complex); nuclear exosome (RNase complex); nucleolus
Source: RefSeq, a predicted model, not a curated record